UUAAACUGAGAACCACAACUCCCAACUAGUUUGCUGCAGUUGCUGCUGCGUCUGCCACUUUCUCUGAGAGUUCCAAAAGUGACACGUUAGUAAAUGACAUCAGUCUCGAUGGAAUGCAGCAGCAUCUUAGAAAUUCCAUAGCGAAGUAGUGUUUAUACCAUCUUUAGAAAAACACGAACACAUGCACCCUAGCUCGGUAAAAGGAGCGUAUUUUCUCAGAGCCUAAAACGGACUGCAAUGAUUGUGCCCAACGUGAGCAUCAGCUGUGGAAGGGCCAACAGCCCGUGGUGCUCGAGUGACAGCAUCAGUAAUUUGGAAGGGACUACUUCAGACAGGACACUGACCCCGACCGGACACCUGGUCGUCGCUGUGUGUCUGGGUUUCAUCGGUGCUUUUGGUUUUUUCAGUAACCUGAUAGUGCUGAUACUUUUCUGUCGCUACAAGAUGCUGCGCUCCCCUAUAAACUGCCUGCUAGUGAGCAUUUCAGUGAGUGAUCUGCUGGUAUGCGUGCUGGGAACUCCGUUCAGCUUCGCGGCCAGCACACAGAGACGAUGGCUCAUCGGACCGGCAGGAUGCGUGUGGUACGGUUUUGUCAACGCUUGCUUAGGCAUCGUGUCUCUCAUCUCCCUGGCUGUACUGUCAUACGAGCGCUACUGCACCAUGACUAGCCCUGCCCAGGCAGAUGCCACCAACUACAGAAAUGUGGGCAUAGGGAUCGCACUCUCUUGGGGCUACUCCAUAGCCUGGACGGUACCCCCGCUUUUCGGUUGGAGCAGGUAUGGCCCCGAGGGUCCUGGGACAACCUGCUCUGUGGACUGGGCCUCCAAAACUUCCAGCAACAUCUCUUACAUACUGUGCCUCUUCACCUUCUGUCUCAUCCUCCCCUUCUUGGUCAUCAUCUUAAGCUAUGGAAAGCUUCUGCAUGGCAUCAAACAGGUGAGCAGAAUCAACACCACCGUCAGCCGCAAGAGGGAGCAGCGCGUGCUCGUCAUGGUGAUCACCAUGGUGACCUGUUUCCUGCUGUGCUGGCUGCCCUAUGGCAUCAUGGCACUCCUGGCCACUUUCGGCCAGCCGGGCCUGGUCACCCCUGAAGCCAGCAUCAUCCCCUCUAUACUGGCCAAGUCCAGCACUGCCAUCAACCCCAUCAUUUACAUCUUCAUGAACAAGCAGUUCUACAGGUGUUUCUGUGCCCUGCUGAAGUGCAAGAUGCCAGAGAGGGGUUCCAGCAUCAAGACCUCGUCCAAGGUCAUAAAGUCUCUCCGAACAGUACGCAGAGCCAAUGGCCACAACAUAACCAUCGCCGUGGCGUCCGUUGGCCAAGGCACUACCUUUGUGCAUGAAAGCGGCCCUCGUCAUGGAGUCUCUUUGGGCGCCGGUACUGCUGGAAACUCACUACCAGUGGCAAGCAGGCCUGUGGUCUCACUUGUGGCCCAUUAUAAUGGCUGAGAGAUGGGUGGAGAGGACGAGGAGUGUCAUAGAAACUUUUGGAAAAGAUCGGCAGAAGAAAAAAUAUCUGUGGAGUCAGUGAAGAUGGAACUUGUAACAUUUGCAGAAGAGGAAGGAAGGUGUGUUUAGAGCCAGUGGGAGACAUUUGACACCACAAGCUGAGCAGAAUGCUGAGGGUUGUGACAGGAUCUAUUUGCAUAUAGACAGACCUUCAGCUGAUGUGAAUUAUAGAGGGAAAGGAAGCAGAAUUAGACAAGAAUGUUUCCUUCUUAAAUAUAUAUUCCUUAAUUAUCUGAUUGCAGUGAUAUUCAUUCACUCAUUUGCAAUGCUGUUAAACCACUUCAGGAUGGACAAGUCUUGUGGAAAGUUCAGCUGAAAGAGAAUGUAUAACUAUAAAUAUGUUUUGUGUUUUUUGUAACAUUAAAAGAAUAUGAAUGUAUUUGAAAUUCAUAUUUGAAAAUGCAAUCAAACUUUGGUUGACAUGAUGAUGUCAAAGAAGUAACAUGAAAGCCAUCUAAAGCUGAAGGUAGCUGAUGUGUAAGCAUAAGUAAAAUCAGGCUUCUGCAGAGUGCACUGUUGUCUCAUCACCAGAGCUGUCUCAUCACCUCAUUCGGUGAAUAAUCAUUGACCUGAAUCACAUACUGUGGUGAUUUAUUGGUGGACGGUGAGUACUUAAUGUUCAUUGCCUUUAUAGUUGGGUCUAAAUCUCUUUUAUUGAUUUAGACAGGAUGUGAUAUUGACUUCUUUGCGGAAUUGAUAAAAUA
This is a messenger RNA of Anguilla rostrata (American eel), 2210 nucleotides long. RefSeq names its product parapinopsin-like. Gene Ontology annotation, biological process: phototransduction; visual perception; G protein-coupled receptor signaling pathway. Lineage: Eukaryota; Metazoa; Chordata; Actinopteri; Anguilliformes; Anguillidae. Gene Ontology annotation, cellular component: photoreceptor outer segment; plasma membrane. The record is from RefSeq and is a predicted model, not a curated record. The transcript has 4 exons. The coding region runs from base 238 to 1446 and encodes 402 amino acids. Gene Ontology annotation, molecular function: G protein-coupled photoreceptor activity.